AUGACAGAGAAACCCAAGCUGCACUACCUCAAUGCACGGGGCAGAAUGGAGUCCACCCGGUGGCUCCUGGCUGCAGCUGGAGUAGAGUUUGAAGAGAAAUUUCUAGAAUCUGCAGAAGAUUUGGACAAGUUAAGAAAUGAUGGGAGUUUGCUGUUUCAGCAAGUACCAAUAGUCGAGAUUGACGGGAUGAAGCUGGUGCAGACCAGAGCCAUUCUCAACUACAUUGCCAGCAAAUACAACCUCUAUGGGAAAGACAUAAAGGAGAGAGCCCUGAUUGAUAUGUAUACAGAAGGUAUAGUAGAUUUGACUGAAAUGGUCUUUCUUCUGAUCACAUGUCAACCUGAGGAAAGAGAUGCCAAGACUGCUUUGGUCAAAGAGAAAAUUCAAAACCGCUAUUUCCCUGCCUUUGAAAAAGUAAGUGAAACUGUUCAGUGUUUUGGGGAACUGAGUUUAGAGGCCAGUAGAAAAAUAGUGGCUGGGCAUUCCUGGGGCCACUGA
Messenger RNA from Piliocolobus tephrosceles (Ugandan red Colobus), 498 nucleotides. RefSeq names its product glutathione S-transferase A5-like. Gene Ontology annotation, cellular component: cytosol; extracellular exosome. The transcript is spliced from 4 exons. Gene Ontology annotation, biological process: xenobiotic metabolic process; glutathione metabolic process. Gene Ontology annotation, molecular function: glutathione transferase activity. The record is from RefSeq and is a predicted model, not a curated record. Bases 1 to 498 code for a protein of 165 amino acids. Lineage: Eukaryota; Metazoa; Chordata; Mammalia; Primates; Cercopithecidae.